Molecule: messenger RNA, 2204 nt
Organism: Calidris pugnax (ruff)
Lineage: Eukaryota; Metazoa; Chordata; Aves; Charadriiformes; Scolopacidae
Product: zinc transporter ZIP11-like
Exons: 7
Biological process (GO): zinc ion transmembrane transport
Cellular component (GO): membrane
Molecular function (GO): zinc ion transmembrane transporter activity
Source: RefSeq, a predicted model, not a curated record
CACUCAGCUUCUUGGGAGCUCCGCAGAAAAAGGCAGCUCUCCUGGAAUGUGGCAAGGUGGCCAACACACUUAUCUCUUAACAUUUCCUUACCUCCAGAGGAGCCUGGCCGGGAAGACAAAGGUGAGAACGGGGAGCCCUAUCAGAGGAGGAAGGGUGCGGGGGUCACCCUGCCAGACCCCCCCCCAGCGUUCCCCACGGCCAGAGACUCUGCCCAGAGCGCUGGCAGCAGCAGCUGGAGGCGGAUUCUGCUGAUGAUCCUGGCUAUAACCAUCCACAACAUCCCAGAGGGUCUGGCAGUGGGAGUUGGAUUCGGGGCUGUUGGAAAAUCAGCGUCUGCCACCUUCCAAAGCGCCAGGAACUUAGCAAUCGGGAUUGGGAUUCAGAAUUUCCCGGAGGGUCUGGCCGUCAGCCUGCCUUUGCGCGGCGCUGGAUUUUCCACGUGGAAAGCGUUCUGGUACGGGCAGCUGAGUGGGAUGGUGGAGCCUUUAGCCGGCAUCUUCGGUGCCUUCGCCGUGAUGGUGGCAGAACCUCUCCUCCCUUAUGCCUUGGGCUUUGCCGCCGGAGCCAUGGUCUACGUGGUGAUGGACGACAUCAUCCCUGAGGCACAGACCAGUGGCAACGGGAAGCUGGCUUCCUGGACAUCCAUACUGGGAUUUGUGGUGAUGAUGUCCCUGGAUGUUGGGCUGGGGUAGGGCAGCGCGACACCCCCCAGGAGAAGACUUCAGAGCCAUUUGUGCGGCGGCGUUUGGAACUGGACACGCGUUUAUCCUCUAGACUUUUUUUUUGUAUAUAUAUUAUUAUUUUUUUUUUGGAUCUGGUUUGGUGUUGAUUUCCUCUAAUUUUAUAUCUCUUCCUCCCCUCCAAUGUCAUGUCGAUGGUUUUCAAAGCACAAAUACGGGUGGUUCCUCGCGGGUCCUGGUUUCCUUUCGCCACCAGAUUCCUCUUUUCCCCUCGGGGGGGUCAUUGGGGGACACGUCGGCUGCUCUGGGGGUCACCCUGUGCUGUCCCCUCUGCUCUGGGCUGGUGUCUCUGUGGGGUCGCUCUGGGUUUUGAUCGUCUUUGUUCUGUAGAAGAUUAGAAAUUCACUGUCGCGUGUUGAAGCUGGUCUGGGGUUAAGUGGAAAGGAUGGAGAAUGGAGGAAACUCCUUCCAGAGUCUCGAUUUCCACCCAUUUUUGGAAGGGCAGGCAGAAGGCACUGGGGCUGAGGUGACAGGUCCGGGCUGGCAGGUCUCUUGUGUCCCCCUGCUCCCUGGGAGUGCUCCAGGGUGUUAGUUUGGAUGGAUGCAAAUAGUUCAGGCGAAUAAAAAUGAAUUUUCUUGGGGUGUCUGUAUGAGGGAAACGUGAUUUUUUUCCUAAAUUUCUCUCCAAAGCGGAGCUUUGUUCCAAUGCAUCAUAUCCAAUACCUCCAGGCUUUCUCUGGAAAAAAAAAAAAACAAAACAAAACAGGAAAGAAGAAUAUUUGUGUUUUCCAGCACAAACUCUUUGAAAAGGCAAGGUGUGGUUGUCCACGAUGUCUGUGAUGUGCUGCCUGAUGUCCUGGUGUCCAGGAGCUCUCCUCUUCCUGAGCAGCAUCAGGAUGAAAUAAGUCAUCAGGGUGAAUUAAUUAUCCCACCUGAAGAGCCAGAAACACACCCCGUGUCUACCUGCCUCUUCGCCCUCUGCUUUUGGAGCAUCCCUUGUUGGAUGGCUGCUCUGGAGCGGGCAGGAUUUGUCCCUUCCAGGUCCUGCCCAUCCCUCCCUGUCCCUGCUGCACCCUCCAGUGAGGACCAAACCACCCAGGUGGGAAGGAUGCUGCAAACCACACCUCCCCCUUCGCUCAGGAUGCUUUAGGAACCCGAAAAAAAGGGUUCCUGAGACCCUUCAGCAGCAAUAACUGGAUCGUCCCGGGCUGCCCCCAGCAUCUCAGGCUCUUGGGGAGUGGGAAUGUGAGCAUGGGGAGGGUCAAGGAGCAUCAUUCGGUCCCACCAGAGAUGGAGGUGCUGCAGGAAGGGCAGCUGAAGGGAACAGCCUUGAAUAAACUAAGCUGGAGCCAUGCAUUUUUGUUUGGUUCUUUUUUUUAUUAUUAUUAAUUAUUAAUAUUCUUUUUUGGGUUGGAUUUCAUUUGUACUUCAUUUGUGGGUCACUCUGGAUGAUACGAAACUACUGUUUGCCAAUGGAUUUGACCUUUUUACUGUGAUUGGUUUCAAUAAAUGGGAAAUUCAGA